AUGUCAGCAAGACAUAAACUUUUAAACAUUCAAGAAAUGCAGUCCGGUGAUACACCUUUUGAAGUAUGUGAGGUACAAAGCUGUGACGAGCACCCAGGUAAGGUCGUCGAAUUUUAUUGUUUGGAUCAUUCUCAACCUUGUUGUACGUCGUGCGCUACACUUUCACACCGUAAAUGUGAAAAUGUUACUUCAAUCCAAAAAGCCGCUUCCGGUAUCAAACAGUCAACGAAAGCGUCUGGUUUAUCACAAAAACUAAGAGAGCACGUGAUUCACUUAGAUGAAAUUAUUGAUGAUCGAAAUAAGAAUUUAGCUGAUGUUGAUAAUUCAACAGGAGAGAUUAAGACAAGAGUGGCUGAUAUUAAAACUAAAAUAUUAAAGCAUUUAGAUCGAAUAGAAGAAACCCUGUUAACCGAGUUGACCUCAACCAAGAAGCAAGUUGGAAUAGAAUUAAAAGACGAAGUAGAUAUGCUUUCGUCUUACAGUAGCGCUGUUAAAAAGUGGAAAACAGUGAUAGACAGUGUUCUUGAACAUGGAUCCGAGCAGCAAUGCCUGUUGGAAAUUAAUAGAAUCGAACCUAAAAUCUCAGAACUUGAACAAGAAAUUGAAGAUUUGGUGAAAAAUAUAAAGAGUGUAAAAGUUGCUUUAUGUCCUUCUUCCCCUAUUACAGAUUUUAUAAGGAAUACUAAGAGUUUUGGAAACAUUAAAAUUGAUAAAUCUUCUGUUUGUUCUUUAAGUUUUAACCUUGAGAUAGACAAAGUCGACUUCCGCACUGGAAAUAUUAACAUUCUACAAGUUAUCGAUGUGUGUAAGGGUGCCGGAUCAACGUCUGGAAUAUUUGUACAAAACCUUCUACUUUUUACAAUUCGUGGGAAGAACAAAGUAGUGAAGUAUGACAAUGGCGGACAAAGUUUGCUAACAGAAUUGGCACUUCCAGGUUCACCGGAGGACAUUGCUGUGGUAACCCACUUCAAAGUUGCUGUAUCCAUUCCUGAACAUGGAAUAUGUUUAAUAAAUAGUGAUAAGAUGGCAUUGUUACAAACUUUGAGGUUACCAGGUAUACCAGUGUAUGGAAUAAGCUUUGUCAAUGAAGAACUUUUUAUUAUAAGUCAUAGUUCCACACUCACAUGGAUAAACCUUUCGUCGGGACAAACAAUAAACAAAAGGACGACUGGAAGUCAAUCAUACUUUGUGUUAUCAUUAUCACAGACCGAUUAUAUGUACUCUGACAGUAGAACUGCAGUCGAUUAUGUAGUCAGCAACAAGAAAAAGUUUACGUAUACAAACUCUGAAUUUAAAUACCCUAGAGGGAUCGGAAUAGACUGUAUGGACAAUCUAUACAUUGCAUCAUAUAGUUCUGGAAACAUUCAUCAAAUAACGAACGAAGGAGAAUUCAUAAGAAAAAUUUCGGCUUCAACCAUAGGAAUUGUGUAUCCAUGGACAAUUCGUUUUGCAACGAAAAGUAACAAAAUGGUUGUAACGUGUGGGAAUUUUGGCAAAGCAACAAUAUGUGAAUUUGUUUAA
This is a messenger RNA of Mytilus trossulus (common blue mussel), 1521 nucleotides long. RefSeq lists its product as uncharacterized. The coding region runs from base 1 to 1521 and encodes 506 amino acids. The record is from RefSeq and is a predicted model, not a curated record. NCBI's taxonomy places the organism in Eukaryota, Metazoa, Mollusca, Bivalvia, Mytilida, Mytilidae. The transcript has a single exon. Gene Ontology annotation, molecular function: zinc ion binding.